AGCUGGACAAUCGUGUGUUGUGUUAUUUUGAAUUAGACGUAGCAGGGGGGGGACCAAUAGAAGUGGCUGGUUAGCUUGCUGUUGUGUGGAAUGAAUAUGAAUUCGGAGCAGUGAGUGGUGGCAGAUGCGGAAAAAGUGAUCCAUAGAAGAGAUGGAACGGACGGCCGUACACCUCCUAAACGACCUAUAGCAGGUGGGCAACUGCGUGGUUCUUAGUCAUUAGUUGAACCAUUUAAUAUUACCCUUGUGGACAAGUGCCCGACUGAGCCAGGCGUUGUUUUGUUGUCCCAGUUCCGAGCAGUGCGGGUUAAACAGACGCCCAUCGCAAGACUACCGAGGGACAGCGGCAAGAAAGACGGUUGAUUUCUUGCUGCCCCCGGUAACGCGGCAGCAGAUUCGAUGCUUUCGUCUCCACAUAAGGAAGCUUUACAAUCACCACAAUCAAAAAAAAUCCGCAGACAAUUUUUUGUUUGACAACGUCACAAUUCGCAAUCAUGCAUUCUAUUUGGUGAAGGAUUAUUAACAUUAUCGCUUUUAAUGCUCGCAUCAAGUGCUUCUAGGACAAAAAGAUCAGUGAUCCUCAAUUAAGCUAUUAAAAUGUACGGAGCCUGGAACGAACUUCGGGUCUGCGAGGAAGCUCGCGAACGCAGCGCUUCUGUUCUACAGAAAUUUCCGACAGCGUCAAGUGGAGCUGUCGUCCAUGCGGUUGUACAAAGUCUUGCACAGUCGCUUGGGCUAAGCUCUGGACAACCGGAACCUAGCUCCCUCAUUACUGAUGUUGAGGUAAACUGGUGCAUGGAAGUUAUGUGUUACGGGCUGCGCUUACCUCUAAAGGAACACGAAGCAAUUAAGAACUGCGUUCACGUUUAUUGUGAAUGGCUUGUCUCCCUUAUACCCGAACAGGCAAAGAUCUGUGUUCCUCGUCCGGUGAUGUCUGAUGCAAAUCAUUAUUCGCGUCGCAUCCUUCGACAUCUCUAUAACCUGUUUUCGCCGAGACCUCAUGAUCCGCUGACAGCAGACGUCGCUUCUCGCCAAGCUGUACUUUGCCAUCGAGUUCUUCGUACUGUUCAAAUGGUGGCCACUCGAAGUCCCGUGCUUGAAAGCGAUACCUGGCAAGAAAUACUUUCUUUUCUUCUGGCCAUUAACGACACACUUCUUUCCGAUAGACAGGCGAAAGAUGACGAUAUCGAAGCCCACUUGUGUGAGCGUCUCCUGGGGGUUUUGUUUCAGGUUUGGUUGAUGGCGUGUUAUCGAUCAUUCUUUCCUUCGCCGUCGUACUGGAAAACCCUUCAGUGCCUCUGUCUUCGAUGGAGACAUCGACAGAUCGUUGUCGAACAAUGGAAAAAAAUUCAGCUUAUCAUGACAGCGAAAUUGUGUAGAGAGCUAGUUGACCCUGAUUGCCCCGAUGUCAAAAUUGAGGAUGGCGACAAGGAACUGGUUCCAGCCGAGAUGCGUGGCGAGCGUCUGGGUCAGGCUUGGUACCGAAUGUUGCAUACUUUGGGCGACCCGGCCCUGGUGGCGCGAGAUGCCAAUUCGUUGAACGGCACGCUGACGCACAAUAUGAACGAAGUGCAUGACAACCAGGCACAAAUUUUCUACAAAGCCAUAGCCGCCGUGUCUGCUUUUGUCGACGUCUGGCUUGGUCGCUACGUUGAAGAUAAUGCCUAUAAAUUAAUCGUACCCUCUGUUAGUCUAUCAGCCAAUAACAGCCAAACGUCUUCAGCCAUCGGCUCAUCGAGUACCACAACGAUUUCCACGACACCACCGGCACAGCGCAAGAACAAGCCGAAAACUGGGCAAAAAUUGCACAUUCCUCAACUCAUCACACAGCAUAAACCACAAACACCCGUAUCGCCUGUCGUAACCCCAACGGGAAGUUCACCACUUCCUCCGUUUCCAAUAGAGAGACCGGCGGAAAGGUUCAACACAACUAUUCAUGUCGUACGUCGAUUAACGUUGCGCCCAUUACGCCCGUCAGUGAACUCUUUGCUUCAUUUGUACGGUACGUGGUUAUUCGAGUCGUCCAUGAUAACCGAUAGCGAGGGUGCAUUUGUCGAGUCUGAGACGGAAUCUCUGCAAAGUCACUCAAGUCAACCAGACGGCACUGUGCACAAUUCGUCCACCAAAUCGAUGUCUGAUAGCGACUCCAUAUAUGAUACGCAUAUGGGCUUGCAGAGCUGGUCACUGGAAUGGGGCCAGGCUGAGGCAAUGGGGACGUUAUGCAAGAUUCUUGGAUCAAAAACUUCGGAUGAGGAGGUGCUUAGCGUCUAUCUUGCACGGUUUUUCCUAGCGAUAAAACAGGGACUGGCAGGACAAUCACCACAGGAUCCGCCAAGCGCGAUUACAUGCAGUAUCGUAGCGAAUUCAGCAGAUCUUUUUAAGUGUGAUUUGGAGAGUGCGGCGUUGCUGGUGCCUUCGUUUGUAGCGGCCAUUGAGAAUGUACUUAGUCCGCCGCACGUGCGGUCCGGAUAUAGUCAUCUGCCUCCAACGCCCAUAGCGGAGAACCUGCUCCAUAAUUCAGCGAUUUCCAUUCUGCUUAGUUUGCUUCCUCUAACUUUACAUAGUAACUCGCUCCUCGUUCGAGAUCAGGCAAAUCGGCAGGUGUCGUUGAGCUCAUUUCGCGCACGUCUACUUCGGCUGUUACUCGUGUCUUUAAACGCCGAAGUGGACUCUCUCAACGUACAAACGCUAUUACAAGGGCUUAUGUGCGCGGUCCUUGACCAGGUCGAGUACGAACGCUGCGCGGCUCUCGAUCCAUCAUUAGAUAGCACCAACGUAACGAUCGAAGAUCCAGUAUUUCAAGACACACACCUCUUACUUUUAGCCAUUAAGACAGUCUGUCAAAAUCUCAGUUCGUCAUGGAGAAACGAUGCUGCUAUUGUCUUUUCAGCACUUGAAGUGCUUACGGUGUUCGCGCGGCUUCAUAUCACUGAAUUUGCUAGCCACAACUAUCGAGAAUACCGUCAAUGCGUCGGCUGGCUUUGCGAAUUGAUCGUUUGGCAAAGCCAUCGCCCUACUAGGGAUCAUUCGAAAGAGUUGCAUUCGACAAUCGUAGCAGCAUUUUCCUGCCUUACACUUUGGCUUGUGGAGCAUUCGACCCUCUUCUGCGAGCAGGAUACCAUACAUCAGGUUAUGGAAGUUGUGGAGUUAGGCAUAUCGGGCGCUAAGAGUCAACCCAAGCCUUCGGACAUUCCUAUAUUGAAGCAGAACAAAGAACGAAAGCCACUAUCGAAGCGAGUCCUCCAAGCUGCUGAGGCAGUACUCUCGGCACUUAUGGAUCAUGUUGGCUAUUUUCCAAAUGCUGCAGGACCAGAGUGUCCAGUUAGUUCUCUGUUGGAUGAACAAGCGCUAUUGAAAGAUAGACCAGGCGCAAGAUUCCGCUAUUUCUACACGCAAAGUUCAGCGAUUGUCGGAGUUCUCGAGGACCCAAUUCAUGCCCCUCCUACGAGCAAUCCGAGUCUUACAUUACUGGUGCGCGCACCUUUUGGCCGGCAUGUUUGGGCUAUGCAGCUAAGCAACGUGCCCCAAUCCAAAAUGUCUUUAUUGAAUCAGGGCCCCGUGCAGCAUCGGGGCCCGCCAGGAGCCCCUAUGGUACUGCCUAGAUAUCAGAUGACACUACCGAAUAAGGAACAGUUGGCAAGUCUUCAAAAGAAAUUGCCGUCCUACUUUCCGCUUAAGUGCGCAGAAAUCCCGCCAUGUGUUAUCGAGAAGAGUAUCGUGCCUGAUCCUUGGAAUAUGCCUGAUAACACGAUUAGCAACAAGUUACUGAACCUCGUCGAAGCACAAGUAAAACUAGAAGCUUCGUGUCGGCGUGAAGCUGCCCAGCGGCCCACGGAAAGACCUUGUCGACCCCCGGCUAAUCAGACAGCUUUCCAGACUGCUCGACUUUUCCUCAUGCACUUCGGCUUUCUUAAUCCGCAUGAUGAAGCUGUUAAGCCCUCGCAAUCCUUGCUUCCUUUGAUUGACUCCGAGGAGCCCUCACUUAUGACCCAACUGGAAACACUCGACCAGAUGUCUGCGCGAAGUUCCGACACCGUACACAUAUUCUAUGUUCGUCGAAGACAGACUAUUCCAGAAGACAUAGUGGCGAACUCGCGAAAUGCAAACUUUGUUCACCCGCUCUAUCUGGAGUUUUUACGCUCACUAGGCUGGCCUGUUGAUGUAGCUAUGCACAUCGGCUGGACGGGCAACGUAGAAACGUCCUGGAAGGUGUCUGGAGACAUGGGCUUGCUUGAUCUUCCGUCAAACCAUGGUGGCUCUCUUUACGACGGAACACAUCAAGUGCUCUAUUGGGCAGACGUUCUUUCGGAAAUGGCCUUUGUGGUACCUAGCCUGUCGGCAAUUGGCGUUAAAAAGUCUCCAUCCCCUGAAAAAGACAAAAGCUCUUUUAUUCCGGAAGGUGGAACCUCCAGGAAACGUCAGCCACCAGAGAAACCUCUAAGGUCAAACAUGACGCUGAACCUAGACAAGACAGGAAAGAACAGCACCUCCAGACAUUUGGUAACAGCUCCAUUCGAAGUCAAAGUGAUGGUCGUUUGGUUGGAAAGCUUUGAAGAUCAUAGUCGCUUUCCGACUGAGGGGUUGCUCCCAUACACCGAUACGACAGGUCUGGCACACCAGGGAGCGGGACCAAGCCAGCGGGGCGCCGAUGUUCUCUUGAUUUUUGUUACGCCUUUGCAGAGCGGUCUUUUUCGUCUCAAGGUGGAGUGUCGUUCAGGAAACAGAACCUCUGCGGUACCCUUGCCUGCUCUCGACGGCCAACUAAUAAGCAGACGAACGUUAGGUGCCGUUGUUCGUAAUGUCGCUCUAAACCUCUGCAGAAGGAAGCGACUUGACGCCGAUCCUGAGUCGUGUCCAGCGCCACAUGUGAAGAGGCGUACUAAGAUCCAGGAAAUCGGUAGUAAGUAUGCCAAAGAGAUGGCCGCACCGGAGUUCUACGCAUCGCUUUUCGAGCGAUUACCAACUAAGGCCCCAGCAGCCCCGUCGGGCGGAAACCUAGCCAUCAGUGGUAGUAGAAAUGAUCAGUCGUGAGCUGCAAAAAAUAAGUAGAAGAAUGGGUUCCCGGGAGAAAGGGGCGAGAACAUGGGUCUAUCUUAGCAUGAGUAAUACGCCUUUUUUUCGAAUGUGCCAAGGUCCGUCAGAUUGCAGUUGCCACCGAUAUAUCCAGGGGUAAUUGACGUUUUAGCUGCUUUCAAGAACAUUAGGACAGAUCAAAAGAGCUAUAUCUUGUAUGAAUAGUAUAGAGUCACUACAAAACGUGAACAUCCAGAUGACGCGGAAAUUUAAGAUAAAUGGUGGUCAGAUCUGAGCAUCAUGUUUCAGACUGAUUCCCUGUGUUCUCUGCUGGGUAGGUCCAUCGCACAAAUUCCCGACAAAUAGCCGUCAUCAUUUUUGCUCCUUUAAAUUUCAGAAAACCAGCCCGCAUACAAUACAGUGGAUUAAUGUCAAGAGAGAAUUUGAAAAAAUUAUAAAGGAAUAUAUAUGGAGAAAAGAAGCGACUCUCCUAUCAUAGGGAACGAAUUCCUAAAUGAAUUGAAACAAGCGCCUACCCACCGCGACAACCUUGUGAUCGAGCGAAAUGAAAAACUUACUAUAAUAAAAAGUUACUAUAAUAACUCCAACUGAAACGCUAGAGAUAGGACUCUCAGAUAGAACAAGAUAUUUCUACGAAUAUUUUAUCGCCAGCAGAACAUAAAAAUGUUAAGUGGAUGCCAUUUUCAUUCAAACGUAAAUCUUAUCAAAUAGGUAAAGAAGAAUUAAUGCUGCAAGCCAAAACUGCACAAUGAGGGGCAACAUGACCGUUUUCGGGUUUUCCGUUUUAGACAUACCUUUAUAGAAUUUUUUUUCGCCGAACGAUUCGAUAAACCGAACCCAGCCUCAAGCUGUAGUGAGCGUCUAAUUCAGAUAUUUUCCAUUAUUAUGGAUCCCGUUUAGUGAAUGUGCGUGUGAGUUAUAUAAUAAUAUAUGUGUGUUAUUACGGAAUGGCCGAUCAACAAGCAAACGAACACGUAACAUAGAUAGAUAUUGUUGAAAACCUGAUAUGAUAUCAAUGUAAUUUUUGUUUGUAAUUGCUAUUCGUAGAGGUUUAUUUCUUUUACAAAGCCAUGUGUUGAUGAUGAAAGUAGCAUAAUAUACAUUUUUUUUCAACGUUUUAGGUCCAGUCAAGUCUAAACCUAUAUAAAACGUGCUAGGGAUAUCAGAUGCGAACUUCCUUCCAGAGUCUUUGAGCUAAUUUCAUGUGCUUGGAACAAUGAAGUUGUCAGCUAAUGCAGUCAGUAGUUUUUGUUUAGCGGCUUGUAAUAUAUGUGAAAUUGGAUGUGUGUGUUGCAGUGGUUUAUUAUGUGAAGUACUUUUUAUACUAAUAUAUACCUAUAUGCAAUAUUGAAAGCAUAUAAUGUUAAAAAUACGUAUGUGACACACACGCAAUGAAUGAAUAGGUACAUCGGGAGCGGAUACAAGGAAAAGAAUAAAGCAAUAGAAAUGUAUGCGGCGUGCUCAACAUGAAAACGUGUCGGAACACACAGUCUUAUUACGAUAGUGACCACGCAUGCGAGCAAAAUGCUCAUUUGAACCAAGAUAGUAGUAAUAUAUCAUCGUAGUAUAUGUAUUAGCUUGCUACAGUAAGAUUAUACAUGACCAGGUAAUUAACAAAUACAAUUAAAUUAACCACAAUGAGUAAUCAAUUCUAUCUCGUCAUAUAUUUUAUUAUCUCUAUAUAUUAUUAUUAAAAAAUUAGUUCAUUGUUACGCUAUUCUUGGCAGGCAAAUGGUAAUGAAAACGAAAUUUUAGAACUGGUGGCGUUUUCCUUCCGCCAAAUUCGCGAAGAGUAUCUGUUCGUGUGUACUACAUGUUUAUUCUUUAGAAGUCUAGGACUUUUUAACGGGACUAGGUUAUUUGCGCAUAUUGUUGGGACUGGAACCUACUAAGAAGAAAAAGCCACCUGCCAAUGGCAGUCUAAAGAAAGUAUUAGAAAUUCUUAGUUUCUGCCAGCGAGACCUGCAUCCGAAAAUCAUAUUUGAGUUCGAUGUUGAUAAAAUAUACGUUACAUAAAAUACAUGUUUGAAAAAUAUGACAACGCAUGCAAGGAAACGAAUGCUAGUGCGGUUUAGGCGACAAGUAGUGGAAACUUCGUAAUCUAGAAAUGGAUCAGAACAGGAAGAUUUGAAAUACUUCGUUCGGCAUCUAUAUAACGUACAGUGCACAGAACGCCGCAGCGAUGAAGCAGAUAAAAGAGGCUGUGUGCCUCGAACGACUCACGCAGAGCGUGCCAAAGUACUUGACCAUGAUGGCAAUGAUCGCAAGAUAAGGCAGAAUCUAUUUCUAGUGUACAAGUAU
Varroa destructor (honeybee mite) is the source of this 7335-nucleotide messenger RNA. RefSeq names its product ral GTPase-activating protein subunit beta. Gene Ontology annotation, biological process: regulation of small GTPase mediated signal transduction; activation of GTPase activity. NCBI's taxonomy places the organism in Eukaryota, Metazoa, Arthropoda, Arachnida, Mesostigmata, Varroidae. Gene Ontology annotation, molecular function: GTPase activator activity. The record is from RefSeq and is a predicted model, not a curated record.